AUGAACAAACACAACGUAUACGUCGGUACUGACUCGCUGAAGAAAUACUUCGACCCAGACUGUCAGCCUCCUUUGCCUCUCGUAGAGCUGCCACCUUAUUUGAACCCUUACGAUCAAGAUGGGGUACGGAUCUAUGCCAAAAUGAUGACCAUGCAUCCGGCCAACAAUGUUAAAGCAAUGCCGGCAUUGAACAUGCUCGAAUCUAGUGUUGUGCCUGGCGAGACUGACAGGAUCAUCGAAUACAGCUCCGGAUCCACAGUAAUUUCAAUGUCAAUGGUCGCCCGAGUCAUGCACGGGGUAAAUGACACCCGGGCCUUCAUGAGCAACAAAACCAGCAAUGCAAAACUGAAGCUGAUGCAAUUUUUCGGUCUCGACAUUACCUUGUUUGGUGGACCAUCCCAACCAGAGCCGUUAGACAAACGAGGCGGCAUUCAAAAUGCCCGAAGAAUGGCUCUGGAGUCCGCGACAAGUGUUAACCCCAAUCAAUACGAAAACAACAACAACUGGCAGUCCCAUAUCCGAUGGACCGGACCACAGAUCUUCAAGCAAUUACCUGAAAUCAACGUUCUCUGCGCUGGUAUGGGCACCUCUGGCACCAUGACCGGUCUAGGAACCUAUUUCAAAGACGUCAAGCCAUCUGUUCAUCGACUUGGUGUUUGUACAGCCCCUGGUGACCGGGUACCUGGGCCUAGGUCGUAUGCUCUACUGCGCCCUGUUGAGUUUCCCUGGAAAGCAGCGGUAGAUACCAUCGAGGAAGUUGGGUCGGUCGAGUCAUACACUCACUCCCUGAAUCUAUGCCGAGAGGGAUUGGUGUGUGGCCCAUCAUCCGGAUUCAACCUCCAAGGACUCUUCCAGAUGCUGGCAAAGCGCAAGGCUGCAGGAACCCUGUCCGAGCUCGCAGGGCCGGACGGCACAACCCAUUGUGUAUUCCUCUGCUGCGACCUACCGUAUCAGUACAUUGAUGAGUACUUCCAAAAGCUGGACGAGCAGCAAUUUCCCCCAAUCCGAAACGAGCGCCUGACAGAAGUUGACCUGCAUCGAUAUGAUGAGAGCUGGGAGCGGGAUGCAUUAGAGGUCCUGCCCCAAUUUUAUGGAUCACCGCGAUCCCUUGCGCAAAGACUAUUGAGCAAGAUUGUCCUCAAGCCGCAGAACCGGGUUCUGGAUCUGCGCCAGCCAGACGAUUUCUCUGCGUGGCACCUCCCUGAUUCGAUUAAUCUGCCAUUGUCGAGUAUUGGGCCUCACAUCCCGUCACCGUUUUCGGAUCCGGGUGUUCUGGAGGCGCAAUGGGUGGAGUUGGAGAAGAUAUUCAAGGAUGACGUCUUGGUCUCAGAUCUGGGACGGCAUCAUGUUCUCGUGGUAUGCUACGAUGGGAAUUCGGCACGCGUGGCUACCAGCGUUCUUCGAGCGAAGGGCCUCGAGGCAGACAGUGUGCGUGGAGGUUACCGUGCGCUGAGAAUGUGUGAAAUCGGGAGUGAGAACCCGAUAUCCACUGCCAAGGGGCCUAUUACAGCUACUGUGUCUGUUGAAGUGGUUCCCCUUGAACAGAGAACCUAA
Penicillium digitatum Pd1 is the source of this 1554-nucleotide messenger RNA. RefSeq names its product putative cysteine synthase B. The record is from RefSeq and is a predicted model, not a curated record. Gene Ontology annotation, cellular component: cytoplasm. NCBI's taxonomy places the organism in Eukaryota, Fungi, Ascomycota, Eurotiomycetes, Eurotiales, Aspergillaceae. Gene Ontology annotation, molecular function: cysteine synthase activity.